Messenger RNA from Cajanus cajan (pigeon pea), 2673 nucleotides. Its product is annotated as metal-nicotianamine transporter YSL3. Gene Ontology annotation, biological process: seed development; response to iron ion. Gene Ontology annotation, molecular function: oligopeptide transmembrane transporter activity; iron-nicotianamine transmembrane transporter activity. The record is from RefSeq and is a predicted model, not a curated record. NCBI's taxonomy places the organism in Eukaryota, Viridiplantae, Streptophyta, Magnoliopsida, Fabales, Fabaceae. Gene Ontology annotation, cellular component: plasma membrane.
AAAUUUUUGCUUGUGCAGUCUCUUUUCUGAGAUUGCUCCUGACAAGAUUUUCAAAGCCCUUGGUGGGUUUGUGAGAUUCUAAUCUCACCUUAUAUUGAGUUUCUGCGACCCAUCACUUGGUUUUCACCGAAACCUGCAAGCACAACAAAAAAAAUCCCGUGUUUGUAGGUUCUUAACAGCAUUUGGAGGUUUUGGAUUCUAUAGUUGGAGAAGGGGAUGCAUGUCAAUCUUUUUCUUUUCUGAUACAUUGGGGGAUUGAGGUUUUGCAAAGAUAUUGGUUCCAAUUUGAAUUCCCCAGUUAUUGAGCUCCAUUCUCCUAUAACCCAAAAGGAAAAUAAAAUUUGAGAUUGAUUCAAUGGGCACUACAAACAGUGAAAAUCUGGAAGAGAUUCAGAGUUGUGACAAUGAAGACAUUGAAAAAGCAGGACUUGGGGAGCCAGAGGGGCAGAGCACUAUGGCAUCAUGGACAAGACAAAUCACGAUUAGAGCACUGAUAACUAGCUUCCUCAUUGGUAUCAUUUAUAGUGUGAUUGUGAUGAAGCUGAACCUCACAACCGGGCUUGUUCCCAACCUGAAUGUUUCAGCUGCUCUCCUUGGUUAUGUGCUCAUUCGAGCUUGGACUAUGCUGCUUGAGAAAUCUAAUGUUGUUUCAACACCUUUCACUAGACAGGAAAAUACCCUCAUUCAGACUUGUGCUGUUGCUUGCUAUAGCACUGCUUUCGGAGGUGGUUUUGGGUCCCACCUUUUGGGUUUGAAUAGGAAGACAUAUGAGAGAGUAGGAGCUGAUACACCGGGGAAUACUCCUAUCACCAAGGAGCCUGGAAUUGGAUGGAUGACAGCCUUUCUCUUUGUGACAUACUUCGUCGGACUAUCAGCUUUGGUUCCCCUUAGGAAGAUGAUGAUCAUAGACUACAAAUUGACUUAUCCAAGUGGAACUGCUACAGCCGUUCUUAUAAAUGGGUUCCAUACUCCUAAAGGAGAUGGCAUGGCCAAGAAGCAGGUCCGUGGUUUCAUGAAAUUCUUCUCAUUCAGUUUCCUUUGGUCUUUCUUCCAAUGGUUUUAUUCUGGUGGAGAACAAUGUGGAUUUGUUCAGUUUCCUACUUUUGGAUUGAAAGCAUGGAAAAAUACAUUUUACUUUGACUUCAGCAUGACUUAUGUUGGAGCAGGAAUGAUUUGUUCCCAUCUCGUCAACUUAUCCUUGCUUCUCGGUGCUGUUCUCUCAUGGGGCAUUAUGUGGCCAUUGAUCAGGGGACUAGAAGGACAAUGGUUCCCUAAGAGUUUACCAGAAAGUAGUAUGAAGAGUCUUAAUGGUUAUAAGGUUUUUGUUUCCAUUGCCUUAAUCCUUGGUGACGGAUUAUACAAUUUUUUAAAAAUUAUAGUUUUUACUGCCACAAAUAUUCAUUCCAGCAUGGAAAGGAGGAAUCACAGAUCAGUUUCAAUUUCUGAUAGCCAGAGCCAGCAGCAGCAGCCUCCUGACGAUCUUAAACGGAAUGCAGUGUUUGUGAGAGAAAGCAUUCCAAUAUGGUUAGCAUUUACAGGUUACAUACUGUUCUCUGCCAUUUCUAUCACAAUCAUCCCUUUGAUUUUCCCUGAGGUGAAGUGGUACUAUGUGGUGGUUGCCUAUCUGCUUGCACCCACUCUCAGCUUCUGCAAUGCCUAUGGCUCCGGCUUAACUGACAUGAACAUGGCCUACAACUAUGGGAAGGUGGCUCUCUUUGUGCUCGCUGCCUUGGGCGGUAAAAGCCACGGCGUGGUGGCCGGACUUGUUGGAUGCGGUGUGAUCAAGUCUCUUGUUUCCACCUCAUCUGAUCUGAUGCAGGACUUCAAGACAGGCCAUCUGACCCUCACUUCUCCUCGGUCGAUGCUUGUUAGUCAAGCUAUUGGAACAGCAGUAGGAUGUGUGAUUGGUCCUCUCACAUUCUUCCUUUUCUACAAGGCUUUUGAUGUGGGGAAUCCAUAUGGUGAAUACAAAGCACCAUAUGCCAUCAUAUAUAGAAACAUGGCAAUUCUUGGUGUUGAAGGCUUUUCUGCUCUCCCACGCCACUGCUUGCAGCUCUGCUGUGGGUUCUUUGCAUUUGCUGUUGCAGCCAACUUGGUGAGAGAUUUGAGCCCCCAAAGCAUUGGGAGAUGGAUUCCACUUCCAAUGGCAAUGGCUGUGCCCUUUGUGGUAGGUGGAUACUUUGCAAUUGACAUGUGUAUGGGUAGUUUGCUUGUGUAUUUGUGGCACACACUGAAAAGAAAUGAUGCAAGUUUGAUGAUACCAGCUGUGGCUUCUGGUUUGAUUUGUGGAGAUGGACUCUGGAUUCUCCCUUCUUCUGUUCUUGCUUUGUUUAAGGUUCAGCCCCCAAUCUGUAUGAGAUUCUUGUCAAACAAGUAGAACUUCACUUGCAGAGAUGUAGUCAAAUUAUGUGAAUCACACACAUAAUUAGUCUAGGACUUUAGAUGCAUAGGGAAGAAUAAGUUUGAAAAUGUUAGACAAAUGUUGGAGACAGAUUUUUGGCAUUUGAACAGAGUGAAUAACCCAAAUCGUAUAAACUUCCCAUCACACCAUGUAAUUGAUGUAAAUAGCUUUGUUAGCCUUCUCAUAGUGUUAAUGAUCUUAGAAACUCUCAAAACUAUGCCUAUGACUCUAAUUUAUUGGUUUUACCAAUAACAUUGCGCAUGAGUUUUUUU